GGAGCGAGUCAGAGCGAAGUGAGGAAACGAGUGUUAAAAGUUAGCAGGACUUGUUUUGUUUUGGUGGACGAGUGACAGAGGCCCCGCGACAUGAAUGUUUGAUAAAUACCCUCCUGUCUUUGGCAAUGGUGUCACCGAAGUUCACUGUUGGACAAGAAACGUCUCCGACGGUGGCCACAGAGGCAGAGGCCAGGUUGGUGUGCCAGGGAGUAAACAACCAGAGCUACAUCUGUGAGUCCGGUCAUUGCUGUGGAGAGACACAGUGCUGCAGCUACUACUAUGAACUGUGGUGGUUUUGGCUGGUGUGGACCCUAAUCAUUAUCCUGACCUGCUGCUGCGUGUGUCAGCACUGGCGUUCCAAGCAGCGCUUCCAGCAGCAGCGCCGGCAGAACGAGAUCAACCUCAUUGCCUACCGAGAGGCUCAUAACAACUCCCAGCUGCCCCUGUAUCUCAGAUUCUUACCGACUUAUCUGCUGCCACCCUAUGACGAGGUGGUGAACCGGCCAGCCACACCUCCUCCUCCGUACACCCCUGUCCAGCCAGCACCUCCAGCAACAGACGCACCUGAGGAAUCGGCCUGCCUCCACUCACCUGUCUCUGUGGAAACUGAUGCAGAUGCAGCACUCCCUGCAGCUCCAGAGGUCACACACACGUUCCUUCACAGCGCUUCCAACAACAAGGACUCCUCGCCAGGCAGGUACCGGCGAUUCACCGGGGAUUCUGGGAUCGAAGUGUGUGAUGGUCAGGAGUUGUGGGAACAGUUGAGCUUUUUACAACGAGAAGAAGAGCCAGAGGAAGAGGAGGCUGAGCCAUGUGAUCACUGUGGUCCUGAUGCUGCUGAACACAGCCACAUGAAUGAUUCACUUGUUGAUGAGAGCAGAGAUGGACACACAGGUAAUCCCAACAGUUGAAGUGAGUAUAUGCAGAAACUCAAGUCUGCCGCAGUCACUCACCUUAUGCUGCACUGUAAUAGCAUCGCUUAACGUCUGAUUCAAACAGGUAAUCCAGCAGCCAAGUCUCCUCCAAUAUUUAAAGGUACAUCAUAUGUAUUGCACUGAGAACAAUGGUGCAGCCAGUUCAUUCACAAGUCCAUUUUAAUUUACAGCAUGCAAACUCUAUGUUUGCAAGCUCGUAGUACUGUGAUAAAUAUUCAUGGACAAAUAUUUGUGAUGAUUUAUUAUUAGCUGCAGCUCCUAGCACAGUUAAUCAUGGAUAGAUAGAUAGAUUCCCAUUUAGUGGACCGUACAGCUCAUCUAACUAUACCAAAUAAGAUUUUAACCUUUAGAAAAACUAAUCAUGUUGAUCGCCUACAAACAAGCAUGUGUACAAGGAUCAGGUCAGAGCAGGUCAGAGGAGCAGGUGUUCUACAGAUGUUUGUAACCAGCUGAGCAGGUGUUCUACAGAUGUUUGUAACCAGCUGAGCAGGUGUUCUACAGAUGUUUGUAACCAGCUGAGCAGGUGUUCUACAGAUGUUUGUAACUUUAAUUUACUACCCUUAAGUCAAAAUGGACAGAAAUGUCCACUUCUGAAAACAUGACAGAUGAAUAUAUGUUCCUGCCCUUUUCUGCAUAAACCCCUUAAACAAGCCUUGCUCACAACUACCAAACGUUCAAUCAUUUUGAGGAUUUUAACCCUUUAAAUGCCAGUUUGAUAACUUGAUGUCGCUGAUGUUAUACAUAAAAGCCAAAAUAUUGACUUUCACAAAAAUAGUACAGAUUUGAGUUUUUUCUGCUUUUGUGGGUUAAAUCUUUUGAUCAAAACUAUCAAAUAUUGAAUAAUUAACCCUUUAAAUGCCUGUUUGAUGACAUGAUGCUAAUAUUUUUUUAUGAAAAACACACAAAAUGAGUUUCCAUAUAACAAAUAUUGGGGGACUGGGGGAUUUUUUUUAAGGAUUAGUCAAAAUAUUGACUUGGAUGCAUUAUUAGUUUAUGUGUAACAUCAGAUUUAAAAAGUCAUGACAUUUAAAAAUGUUCCAUUAACUCCUCCUCAGUUAAAGUUAAAGCAGUAGAAACUGCUGCUGGGCCGUGGAUGGAGCCGCAGCCCUGACAGCUCAGCUCAGAUCAAUGUGAUCACGUUUCUUCUGAUGAAAAGUAUUUUAAAUCAAGACAGUGACACAAAAGAAAACGAGGGAGCAGGGAUAAGUUUAUUUAGUUCACUCCUGAGGACGGAUUGCAUUCAACCAUGCUCAGGAAUGAGGCAUUUCCCCAAACCGCCUCUGAAUGUGGUUUUUGUGAUCAAAUCUGAGGAUGCAUUUGGACAUAAUUUGGUGCUUCCAGACCUGUACCUGGAGCACGACCUCAGUACAUCAUCAUUGACCCUCCAGUCACCUGUCACACUGAUGUGUAGCCUCAUGUGACCUUUGACUUGGGAAUAAUAAGCUGAACUGAAUCAAAAUGCUGGAGUUCCCUGGACUUGCACUUGGUGACUUCAUGAUUAUUUGGUUGAUAUUAGUUUCCAUGGACUUCUGUGCACUCACUGAAUCUGUGUGAAAUGCUGCACGAAUGGUUACCAAACUCUACCCAGUUAAAUAAGUAUCUGGUUAAAAAAUACUCAAGUAUACACAUAUGUCGAGGGUGUUGGUUUCAAUACAUAAUUCUGUGAAGUGGAAAACUGAACUCGAGGCUGCACUGAGACAAUGUUGCUGCUGUAGAGUCAGUGGAGUCAGAGUCGAGCACUUUUCUACAUAUGCAGCAUUUAACAGUGGUCUUCAGCACAUGGUGCUAUAGUCUGUGUAAUCGUUUACUGUCUGCUGAAUAAAAUUCUAUUUUCCCUCUUGUAUUUUGUAUAAAGUGUCAUUAAAAGUUACGAAGAAUGAAA
Messenger RNA from Solea senegalensis (Senegalese sole), 2817 nucleotides. RefSeq names its product WW domain binding protein 1-like a (gene wbp1la). The transcript is spliced from 4 exons. Lineage: Eukaryota; Metazoa; Chordata; Actinopteri; Pleuronectiformes; Soleidae. The record is from RefSeq and is a predicted model, not a curated record. The coding region runs from base 126 to 911 and encodes 261 amino acids.